AUGAUUAUUGACAAUGCCACAUCAUCGCCCAUCAUUGUAACCGAACACGAUAAUGUAACAAUGAAAUGUCAAGCUCGAGGCCGACCUACACCCUAUAUAGCAUGGUUUCGUCGACACAGAGAUGGCAAAGAUCGUCAGAAUGAAAUUCGAUUAGACAAUCAAAUUUUAGCCAACGAUACCGAUGGUAUAUAUCAUUUAAUUAAUGUUAGUCGUCAUCAAAAUGGACAUUAUGAAUGUCGAGCAUCGAAUGGCGUCAAUGAUCAUGUUGUCAGCAAAGAUAUUGAAUUACGCGUACUCUGUAAGUAA
Molecule: messenger RNA, 306 nt
Organism: Adineta ricciae
Lineage: Eukaryota; Metazoa; Rotifera; Eurotatoria; Adinetida; Adinetidae
Source: the annotation of a GenBank genome assembly